GCGCUGCUGCUGCCGCUGGCGCUGCUCUCUUGUUUUCUGCAGGCGUCGGCGGUGGACUCGAUCUCGGGCUACCUGCCGAGCAUAGUGAUGCUGGCCCUGCUUCUGUAUGUGCUGGACUUCUACGUGGAGUCCAUCAGUGCCAACAGACUGGACGGGUCGCAGGUGGCGCGGGUGGCCUGUCUGGUGCAGACCAUUGUAGCGCUGGGCUACAGCUGGCUGGUCGAGUCAGAGUUGAGCGACGGUGUCGGUCUGCCGCACCACGGACUCUCGGCCGGCGUGAUAGUCAGCGCCCUCCUCUUCCUCGCUGCCACGUUCGCGUUGACGUCCUCCGGCUCGGGCGCACGCGGCCAGCUGGUGGGCUACUCGGCCGGCGGGCUGCCCCUGUACAGCGCCCUCUCGUCGAGCCUGCUGCAGCAGCGCUCGCAGUCGGCGCUGGUGGCGCUGCGCGACGGCCUGCGCCGCGUCCGUGCCAACCCGGCCAGCAGACGCAUCUUCUACCUGCUCUGCCUCAACGGCGGCUUCAUGCUGGUGGAGUUCGCGUACGGCAUAUGGACCAACAGCCUGAGCCUGAUCUCUGACGGCUUCCACAUGUUGUUCGACUGUACGGCCCUGCUGAUGGGUCUGGCCGCCUCCGUGGUGGCCCAGUGGAAGCCCAGUAAACAGUUCCCCUACGGCUACGGCCGGGUGGAGGUGCUCUCAGGGUUCGUGAACGCGCUCUUCCUGCUGGUCGUGGCGUACAUGGUGUUCAUUGAGGCCGUCAGCCGGCUGCUCGAUCCGCCCGUCAUCAAGACGGACAGACUGCUGACCGUCUCGGUGCUGGGUCUGCUCGUGAACCUGGCCGGCCUGCUGGUGUUCGGCGGCGCGCACACGCACGCGCACGGCCACAGCCACAGUCCGAACGCCAACCUGCGCGGUGUGUACCUGCACCUGCUGGCCGACACGCUGGGCUCGCUGGGCGUGGUGGUGUCGGCGCUGCUGGUGCGCCACGCUGGCCUGCUGGCCGCCGACCCCGCCUGCUCGGCGCUGAUCGCGGUGCUGAUCGUGCUCAGCGUGCUCCCUCUGCUGCGGCAGACGGCACUGGUGCUGGUGCUGCGCGCGCCGCCCCAGCGCGAUCACCAGCUGCGCGAGGCGCUGGGCAAGGUGCUGCUGCUGGAGGGCGUGCAGAGCUACAGCGACCCCCACUUCUGGAGCCACGCCACCGAUCAGUGGGUCGGCACACUGCACAUCCAGGUCAAGGAGACGGCCAGCGAGCAGACCGUCAUCGGCCAGGUGACGUCCAUCUUCAAGCAGCUGGGCUUCGGCACGUUGGCGGUGCAGGUGGAGAAGCCCGAGUUCGUGAGCCGCAAGUCCGGCCUGCACGCGGGCUACGGCCUCGGCCUGGUCGACCGCACGGCCGUGUUCGACGCCGACGCGCCGUCUUCGGUCAAGUCGAUAUGAGAGACAUCUAGUGGAGACUUGUCGCUUCAUCACGCGGGCGAGAGGUGGCGCUAGUCAGCGUUGUCGCCGUCUUCGGGCUGGUGCUUGGGCCGUCCGUGGCCGCACCGCGCGUGUUGGUGGAUUCGUGACUUGUCGUGGCGGUUGCUCGAGUGCCGGUGCUGUUGAUGCGUGAAAGCAGCUGUCGGUGCGUGAUAUGGUGUCCAUGUGGUCCAAAGAGCAUAGCAAUUGAACUGUGUCACCAGUGACAAUGAUGUGGGAACACGAUGUCCAAGACAAAGGCAUGGCAUGGAAUGAAUAGGCCUGGACGUGUUCAUGCCUCCAGUUUUGAUGUAAGGAGUGAUUUUAUACCAUGCUGCGAUGCCCUGUGAUAAUUCACGGCAAUCUCACAUAGCUUGUACCUGGAUGUAAAUAUAAG
Molecule: messenger RNA, 1852 nt
Organism: Pollicipes pollicipes
Lineage: Eukaryota; Metazoa; Arthropoda; Thecostraca; Pollicipedomorpha; Pollicipedidae
Product: zinc transporter 5
Exons: 9
Coding region: 88-1437 (449 amino acids)
Biological process (GO): intracellular zinc ion homeostasis; zinc ion import into Golgi lumen
Cellular component (GO): membrane; cytoplasmic vesicle; Golgi apparatus
Molecular function (GO): zinc ion transmembrane transporter activity
Source: RefSeq, a predicted model, not a curated record